Molecule: messenger RNA, 1386 nt
Organism: Spodoptera frugiperda (fall armyworm)
Lineage: Eukaryota; Metazoa; Arthropoda; Insecta; Lepidoptera; Noctuidae
Gene: Polr3K
Product: DNA-directed RNA polymerase III subunit RPC10
Exons: 2
Coding region: 168-494 (108 amino acids)
Biological process (GO): DNA-templated transcription; termination of RNA polymerase III transcription
Cellular component (GO): RNA polymerase III complex
Molecular function (GO): DNA-directed RNA polymerase activity; zinc ion binding; nucleic acid binding
Source: RefSeq, a predicted model, not a curated record
AGCAUAACACACACAUCUGUCUUGUGAUGUUGUGACUUUUGAGUGUUUUGUGGUAAUAUUUUUCAAACAAUUCAUUUCAUUUGUAAUUAAAAAUUGUUGAAUACAGCAGGUCAUUCACAGACUCGUAGUGUAAGAGUAUACACUCGUGAAACUAUAGUGCGGCAACAAUGUUAUUCUGCCCGACGUGUGCUAAUGUUCUGAUGGUGGAAGAAGGUCCUGAAUCUGGACUGAGGUACGCCUGUAAUACUUGUCCUUACGUGUACAGCAUCAGAAAGAAAGUAUCCUCGAGAACUUUCCCUAAAUUAAAGGAACUUGACUAUAUCAUGGGCGGAGCUGCUGCCUGGGAGAAUGUAGACUCGACAGAUGCUGUGUGCCCUAAAUGUGGACACGGUAAAGCAUUCUUUAUGCAACUCCAAACUCGUUCGGCCGAUGAACCUAUGACCACAUUCUACCGUUGCUGUAAUCACAAGUGCGCUCAUAACUGGAGGGAUUAACAUCAAACCAGAUAGAAGCAAGUCAAGUGAUAACCUUAAUUGCAGUGUUGGACAAUUCUUUGCCAAUAUAGUGCUUAAUUUUAUAAUUUUAUGUAAUAUGAUUUGUGUCCAAAAACUUAAUUUACUUCGUAGUUUAGCUAGAAAUAAAAGUGCAUCCCCUAAAAUGAAGAUAGACAAGAUGGCGCCAGUCAUACUGAGCUCUGAGGAAUUUGCUUCAGUCAAAGCUGCAGAAUUCUUAGGCAAAGGACAAGUUAUCGCAGUGCCAACUGACACAAUAUAUGGAUUGGCAUGUAGUGCCAACUGUCCGGAAGCUAUAAAAAAGUUGUAUGCAAUCAAAGGCAGAGAUUCUGCCAAGCCUGUGGCUAUUUGUGUGACAUAUGUGAAUGAUGUAAGAAAAUGGGGUGAAGCUGAUCACUUACCUGAUGAGCUACUACACAGCUUGCUCCCAGGACCAGUAACAGUGGUUUUAGAAAAGACAAAAUAUCUUGACAAUCCAUUUUUGAACCCUACUACAACUAAAAUUGGUAUUAGAAUUCCAAAUCACAAUUUCAUGAACAGAGUUACAAAGAGUUUUGAUAAGCCUGUUGCCUUGACGAGUGCAAACUUCAGUAAUGAGCAGUCUACUUUGUCUAUUAGAGAAUUUGAGCACCUAUUUGGUCAUUUGGGAGCUGUUUUUGAUGGAGGUGUGUUAAGUCAAGGACUGGAACAGAAUAGAACUGGAUCUACUGUAAUAGACUUGUCCCAAACUGGUGUCUAUAAUGUGAUUAGAAGGGGUAUUUCUUAUGACCGAGUAGUCAAGAUUGUAGAAAGUUUUGGUCUAAAAUGUAUGUCAUAAGCUAUUUAUGGAUCCUGUGAUAAUGUAAUUGUUGGAAUAAAUGUUUUUUUUUCCAUA